CCGCUGACGCGCGCAGCCAAGUAGUAGGACUCGAGCUGCGGACCGACGUUGAAAUGCAAUCGCGCGCGACGGCCAAGCGGCAGCCCAUCGGGCACCGGAGAGCUCGAGGGUCGGCCGUGAUCGGUCGCGGAUUUGCUCGCGAGAGCGGCCUUAACGAGCGCGCCGGAGGCGCUCGGCGCCGACGCAGCCACUUGGCUCGAUCGCUCGCUCGGCGCGAGCUUAUAUUUAGCGCCGUGGUGUUGCCCAACGCGCCACGCGACUUUUUCGCGCUCGCCUCGCGUGUCGCAAGCGGGCCGCUUCGCGGUGCGGGCUUCGGGCGCACUGGUCAAUUUAUCACGCCCUGUGCGAGGUGGCCGCUCGGAGUGCGCGUUCAAACUUGGCGCGUUCACUCGCGCACGCAUGUACACGACGCGGUUUGCAAGCUUGCGUGUGCCGUGUGCCACGCUCACGUUCCUUUUUUCACAAUUCUACGCUGAAAUCACGUGCCCGAUACCUUAAAGGGGCAUCAGUCACGUUAACAACGUGUGGCGUGUGUGUGUACUACUGUGGGCAAAAAGUAAGGUGAAUUUGUUUGUAAAAUGAAAAAUCUUUAUUUAUUCUUCUACAUCAAUGUCAUCCCCUUCGAAGUAAUCCCCUCCCGAUAAAAUACACUUAUGCCAACGUUUUUUCCAAUCCUCGAAACAUGCCAAAUAGUCCCUUUCCGGUAUAGCCAUCAGCGCCUUCUUCGAUUCAGCUCUUAUCUCCUCAAUCGACUCGAAACGCGUUCCCCGAAGUGGUCUCUUGAGUUUUGGGAAUAGCCAGAAGUCACACGGAGCCAAAUCAGGCGAAUACGGUGGUUGCGGAACGAUAUGCGUCGAAUUUUUGGCGAAAUGGUCACGAAGAACGAGUGCAGUGUGAGAUGUUGCAUUAUCGUGAUGCAAAAACCAAGAGUUGUUGGCCCAUAAUUCUGGUCUUUUUAGACGAAUUGCUUCACGCAAACGACGCAUAACGCUCAAAUAAUAUUCCUUAUUAACAGUUUGGCCGGGUGGAAGGAAUUCAUAGUGCACCACACCACGAAAAUCGAAGAAAACUGUCAUCAUGACCUUGAUUUUUUAACGACUUUGACGUGCUCUUUUCGGUCUGGCCUCGCCUUUAGCACGAUAUUCGCUUGAUUGGUCGGUUGUUUCAGGGUCGUAAGCAUAAAUCCAAGUCUCAUCUCCCGUAAUCAUGCAUUUGAGCUUGUCCUGAUAGUCAGAAAGCAUUGUUUCACACACAUCAACGCGGCGACUUUUUUGCAAGAAAUUGAGCGUUUUCGGUACCAAACGAGAUUUAACUUUUUGUAGGCCCAAAUGGUCUUUCAAAAUUGUUUUCACAGAUUCUUCUGAUAUUCCGAUCAUAUCAGUAAGGUCUCUAACAGUCAACCGACGAUUUUCGAGCACUAAUUCCUUCACUUUAUUGACGUGUUGGUCAUCUGUUGACGUCGAUUGUCGUCCGGAGCGCUCCAAGUCAUCAACACGUUCUCGACCCUCUUUGAAGUCUUUGUACCACUUAUAAACAUUUUUCUGCGACAUGGUAGAAUCACCAAAGGCCUUCCGCAACAUCCUCAACGUUUCCGCAGCCGAAAUUUCAUUCCGCAAACAAAAUUUGAUGGCACUUCUUUGCUCAAUUAAAUCAGACAUUGUAAAAAUCGAAACAUGCACUCUUGGUCGUUUGGUAAACACAAGCGUAAAUAUAUUACUGAUAAUGACAUUGACAUGAAAUUUGUCCCAGAUGUCAUUCGCAGUCCUACCAACUCAAGAAAAAAUGAACUAGCCCGAAAUGUUAAUCCCGCGAAGUUUAAAUUGAAAAUUCACCUUACUUUUUGCCCACAGUAGUAUGUAUGUAUGUAUGUAUGUAUGUAUGUAUGUAUGUAUGUAUGUAUAUGUAUAUAUGUAUAUAUAUAUACAUAGUUUCGUCUCAACUUCGUUUUUCACGCCAAUAACAGCGAACAAUUCUCACUCCAGCUUUCUAAAUGUCGAUGAGUGUAUUGGACAAAUAAUUAUAAAUGUAAAGCAUUGUACGUUGUCGAUUGUUUAAAUGUCAAAUGAUAAACGUAAAUAUGUGACCAUCCGUGACGGUAACUCAAGCGUCAUUAUUGAGUAGACCUCCUAGCAGAAAGAACAUUCCUCGUGCAAUAUAACUCUGAAUUGUUAUUAUCUAUUAUUAUGACGUUGCAAAAACAAAACACGGAGUACGGAGUAGGGUUACACGCACAGGGGGAGAGGGAGAGCGACAAACAUACGCGAUUCCAAUGUAAAUUGUAAAAGUAAAUGUCGUCCAACACCCGCUGCUCAUUGUCUAAGCUCCAGUUGCAACAAGGCCAGUCCAGUUCGAUAAUGUGCCUGUUCAGCCGCAGCUGCAUUCUGCACUUGGUGCUCGCAACAGCAGGCGUGCGUGCAUUUUAGCAACAAUAUGUCUUGUUCGCUCGCAGCCUAAUCUUCAUAUCCAUGACUUGUUUCGCCUGACAUACACUCAUAGCAAUUAAGUUGUGUAAUUGUACCUUAAAUGAAAAUCUUGCAUUGGUAACAUCGAUAAAGAAUGCAAAGAAAUACAGAUUUUCAGUAACAUUUCAUCCUAGUUUUUGUGUGAUACAGCAAUUUAGAAAACUAAUAAAAGAUGCCUGCUAAACUGAGUAAGUUUGUAAUUGAUGUUUCGUGUAAGCAAUAUGCACAUCCGUGGUCAGAUUCCUGUAUCAGUACCACUGCUGGAUUAGGUCUGCAAGCAAUACAAGAAUGCCUUAGAAUAUAUUCUACACUUUAUUUUUUAACUCUUUUGACAAAAGGAAGGGUUCCUAAUCUAACUGAUCUAAAAAAAACAUUCAUUAGCAUUUUCCAAUCAACUGCAUUUUUAUCAUGGAGUGCAUUUGCAUAUUCAAUGUUUAUUUGCAUUUUCAGGAGAUUACUUGGAAACUUCAAUAUAUUAACAGUAUCAUUUAUUCCAUCAUUUUUCUCAAGUCUAACUGCAAUAAUUUUAGAAAGGCCAUCAAGGCGUACUCUGUUGUGCUUAUAUGUUUCAAACAUUGCUACAGAGACAUUGUUUAGGAUGGCAGUUUAUAGAGGAUAUGUGCCUGUUGUACCACAAGGACAAGUGUAUAUAUUUGCUGCUGGAAUGGCAACUUUGUUAUAUCUUUUUAGAAAUAAUAAUAAUAAUUCUGAUUCUAUUUAUAAAAUAUUAAGGAUUGUACUGGGUCCACACGAAGAAAAAGGGUAUAUUUAUCAAAACAACACUCAGUUGUCAGAUACAUCUCGAAAUAAAACUGCCCAAGAUAAAGAUGAUAGAUAUCAAAAGAAAUUUUCGAAAUCUAACUUCUACAUAGUACAAAGAGCAUUAAAAUUAUAUAAAGAUCUGAUAGAUAAAAUAAAAAAAGUUGGAGGUAGACACCAUACAUGUCCACAUCCAAAUAGUUGUGUUCAUUAUACAAUGACAGGUGGAUUGAAAAUGUUCAGCAUAGGUUUCUGUGUUGAAGUUGGACUUAAAUUGAUUUUUCAACUGAAGAAUAUAAUUAAAAGACCAAAGCAUCUUCGAGAAAUAAUAUUCAAAAAAGGAAACUUAAAUUUAGCGUGCUUUCUGGGAGGAUUCGCUGCCUUAUACAAAUUAGUUUCAUGUUCACUGAGAAGAAUCAAUAAUAAAGAUUCGCCAAACUAUGCUGUAAUUGCUGGUUUAAUAGCAAGUACAUUUUUUGCAAUGUAUCCGGAUAAUACAAUUGCUCUAUACAUAGCAUGGAAGGCUCUUCAGCUUACAUGGAAUAAAGGAGUCGAGUUAGGAAAAGUACCUGAAGUUAAGUGGUUUGUGAUAUUUUUAUACUGUUUUAGUACGGCGACUUUAUUUCAUGCUGCAAUCGUAGAGCCGCAAAAUUUAAGAAUUUCAUAUUGGAAAUUUUUGUACGAUCUUUCUGGAGGAAGAAUUGCUGUUAUGUCUCGUAUACCCAUAAACGAAUUUGGUUUAGAUUCAUAUAAGCAUCUGCAAGAUAUUUUGCGGAAAACUCGGACACAUGAUAAACAUAUCUAUAGCUUUUGAAUAAGAACAUUGAUAGUUAAUGAUACUAAUGCGAUUCCUGAAUCGCUGGCAUUUGAAUGCCUGAAUCAAAUGGUGCACUGAUAUUUAGUAAUUUUUUUACAAACUACUUUUAUUAUUAGAUUAUUACAACAUGGUUUCUAGAUACAAAAAAAAUACUAUAGCAUUAACAUACUAAAUGGAGUUUAAAGAUGAAAAUAAUCAAAGUAAACAAAAUGAAAGCAUGUAGCUAUGCUACUGCAUAUUCACGUUGAACAUAGUAAAUCCAUCCAAUAAAUCAAUGAAUUUAUUGGAUGGAUAGUUCUAAUAGUUUAAUGAUGCUGAAUAAUGCAAAAAUUUCCACGUUUAUGAACUCUACUUAUUUUUUCAUCUUCUACAAUGAAACAAGUAUCAUAACAAGAUAUUUUGUAGUAUAUUUAUGUUUUAAAUUAUUGGUGAACGUUUUUUUCUUUGUUGUUGCAAUUGGAAGAUUGGUGAUAUUUGUUAGAACUUUAAUAGAAAGGGUUUGGUUAAAACAAUAAUAUUAUCAGUACAUGUUUUGAAAA
Phymastichus coffea is the source of this 4577-nucleotide messenger RNA. Its product is annotated as transmembrane protein 135-like. The record is from RefSeq and is a predicted model, not a curated record. NCBI's taxonomy places the organism in Eukaryota, Metazoa, Arthropoda, Insecta, Hymenoptera, Eulophidae. The coding region runs from base 2635 to 4035 and encodes 466 amino acids. The transcript has 11 exons.